GAUAGAUCUCCAGUGUUUGCUCAGCAGGGCACGUGCAUGUGCUGGAGACUCACAUUCAUGCGCGCGGAGGCGUCACACAUCAUCCAAGAGCUCACCGAGUCGAAGUAUCUUCCGGGAAUCUGCGGAUUAUAUCGAGGCACAUCUGAAGAGCUUUAGAGAUGGAGGAAACCCACUCGACCCCAGCCAAUGAGAAGUCUUGCCAGACGGAUGACAUCACAGGUGAGGCCGUUGUGCCCGGGCCUGACCAUGCGAGCAAGACGCUAGUUUAUUCCACAGAACCUGGAGAUCCUGCUCUGCUACAAACACAGCUGCUCACAUCCAAAUCUGGCAUCCAUCAGAUCAUUGAAUGUUUCCGGACAGGCACUGCACAGCUCAAACACAUUCUCCUAAAAGAGGUGGACACAAUCUUUGAGUGCAAACUCUGCCGCAGUCUCUUCCGUGGCCUUCCCAAUCUCAUCAAGCACAAGGAGAUCUAUUGUUUCACUCGAAUGCCUGAACCUGAUGACCCCUCUGGAGAUGACAAAAAAAGCAUGCAAGAACUUAUUGAAGCCAUCUAUUCCUGCUCAGAUAAAGAGGAAUACGUCCUGAAAUUUGAGCCCAUUGCCAGCAACCAGAAUGCCGUGUACCAGUACCUGUCGAGAGAAGAUGACCUGCCGCCUUCAUCCCAGAGUCCCAACCACACGAGCACAGAGAGCUGGAGACACGACCCCUCCGACACAGAGGAGGUCCGGUUAGAUGAAGCGGAGAAGAAUUGCAUUGAGGACGCAGAUGAAGGAGAGAACAUGGACAAAAGAGAGGAAAACAUGGAGCAUCAGGAUGAGCCAAUGGAAGAAGACUCGGACUCCUGCAGAUGCCUCCUCUGCAAUAGGACAUACAAGGUUCGAGGUCACCUUAAGAGACACCUGCAAACUGUUCACAAGAUUAUAUCCUCCGGUUCCUCAACCAGCUCCACUGAUCCCACGUCCGAAUCCAAGAAAAUGGUCAACGGGAAAGCUCCAGACAGUCCCGGCUCCUCCUGCAACUCCCAGAGCCCUAAAGAGGACAAGGUGCCGUCCAAAGCCGGGAUCUCCGUGGGCUUUGACUUCGAGUCGCGCUUCUGCAAGCUCUGCAAACGUUCAUUCAGCUCCGUGCAAAACCUGGAGAAACACAUCGAGCUGCACACGGACAACGGCACGGACUUCUUUGUCAAGUUUUACAGCUGUCCGCUCUGCCGUUACAAGACACGCCGCAAAAGAGACGUGCUUCGCCAUCUCUCGGACUUUCACAAGAAGAAGUCCUCCUACAUUUGCCGGAUCUCGUCGUCGCUGGAGAGCCACGCCGUCAAGAAGCCGGCGGAGGUCGUGUUGAACAAAGAAGACGUGAAAGAUCAAGGUCAAGAAGAAGUGAAAGUCCACCCCAACCACACUUCACCAUAUCCGACACGCAGGAACCUGAAAGCACCUGGCGUAAUGCGCAAGACCUUGAAGACUACUGGGAAAGGAACCAGUAGCAAAAAAGGGAAGGCCAGUAGCCCAAAAGCGAGUGUGAAUAAGAAGUCUCUGCACGUGUGCAACACCUGUGGACAGAGCUUUAAAAAGGCAAGGUACCUAGGGUUACACAAGAGAAGCCAUCUAAAGACCACCGCGAGGAGCGCAGGGAUCAGAACAAGAUCGAAGGUCAUGCUUUGACGUUUUCUGGCAGCGAUCUGGACUUCUGGCAGCGACGGUGGAAGGACGUACUGGACAGUGAAAGUGACAAAGAAAAGCCCAG
Molecule: messenger RNA, 1749 nt
Organism: Rhinichthys klamathensis goyatoka
Lineage: Eukaryota; Metazoa; Chordata; Actinopteri; Cypriniformes; Leuciscidae
Gene: znf800b
Product: zinc finger protein 800b
Exons: 6
Coding region: 159-1667 (502 amino acids)
Source: RefSeq, a predicted model, not a curated record